CUCUACUUCGUGCAGAAAUUGAAAGAUGUCUUCGGAAGAAACAGUAAGUGUGGUAGGAAGUGAGGUAAUGCCUCUGGAGUAUGGUGGAAUGGACUUAGAGAGCAGUCCAUCUAGUUCGGAGAGGACGGUGGAAAGGAUGGGAGGAGGUGAGGGAGUGGUAAGAGGGGAGGGAGUGGGAGGAGGGGAGAUAGUUGGGAGUGGAGGAGAUAGUGUACCUAUCAUUGUGGUAGAAGUGGAGGGUAGGGGAGGGAGGUGUUACGAUGUAGAUGCAGAUAUAGUGGAGGAGGUGAAGCAGUAUAAGCCAGCUGGGGUAGAUGAGAGGACGUGUUCUGCUCCUUGGGAUCAUUGGAUGCCCGUGUAUGCCCACUAUUUGGCAGCCAGGCUUAGUUUAAAUGAGGAUGAGGAGGAAGAGGUGGGGAAGUUGAUAAGGAAGGGGGGAAAUUUAUUGAACAUCAUGGACCUCACCAGCGCAGAAUGCAUAGAAGCUACUGAGCUCUAUGGGCCAAGCGCUUUAAGUGAAGUUGAAAUGGAUAAAUUUUUGGGCACUGCAGGAGGAACGGCCAUCCCCAAGAAGCCAAGGAAGAAGUCAAAGACUUUAACCAAGCAAGUGGAUGAGGAAGAAGUUGGGAAAGAGGUAGUGCCCAGCAUUUCAGCCGAGGUGGAGGAGGAGGAAGAGCCACGGUUGGAGUUGAAGAAGAAGAGUAGGGAGGAAAGAGGGGCACUACAAAAGAAGAAAAAGCUCGACCCUAAGCUAAGACAGUUGGAGGAGGGGGCGGAGGUACGAGCUCCUGGUAAGGGAAAGGGCCUUGUUCCCUUGUUGUCGUGUCAGAGCAGCCUGUUCAAGGUGAACAUGACAGGGGCAAGGAGGUUUAUCAAUUCCACCUUCCCCGAAGUGGACAAGCAUCACGCACGGGACGAGGCUCUGAGGUAUUGUGGGGCUUCGGUGGUGAAGCACGUUUUGGAGGUAUGUUAAGUUUAUGUACUUGUAGUUGUUGGUGUGUUUGUUUUUUUUUUUUUUUCUUCUUUUUUUUUUUUUAACUUCUGCUUGAAUUGCAAAGCACUAGCUGGGUGAAUGGUCUAGCCCAAGAGUUCAUGGAGAGGUGGUGAGCUAAGAUAAGACUUCAGCUCUUCGAAUGCGGCUUGGCAUUCUUGAUUC
Rubroshorea leprosula is the source of this 1156-nucleotide messenger RNA. Lineage: Eukaryota; Viridiplantae; Streptophyta; Magnoliopsida; Malvales; Dipterocarpaceae. The record is from the annotation of a GenBank genome assembly.